Molecule: messenger RNA, 1011 nt
Organism: Vigna umbellata (rice bean)
Lineage: Eukaryota; Viridiplantae; Streptophyta; Magnoliopsida; Fabales; Fabaceae
Source: RefSeq, a predicted model, not a curated record
CCUUGAUCAUUCUUCACCGUUGCAUCCUUGUGUUCUCUUCUUCUGCUCUGUCACUCAGAACAAUCUACUCGAAGCCAAGAAGAUGGCCUCACAGGUUUGCAAAUCUGCUUCAAGAGCCGCGAGGUCCCUUCUUUCUGCUUCCAAAGCCUCUCGUUUUCACUCUCAAGGACGUGCGGUUGGGGCUGCUGCUGCUGUUUCAUUGAGCAGCAAAGUGCCUCUUUGGUCCUCGAGUCAUGGGAGGAGCGGUUCUGGAAGUGGAUCCGCGUCAUCAUGGAUUUCGGGAGCCAUUGCUCUUCCUGCUGCAGCUUACAUGUUCCAAGAUCAGGAGGUGCACGCAGCUGAGCUGGAGCGCACUUUCAUUGCCAUCAAGCCUGAUGGAGUUCAGAGAGGGCUGAUUUCUGAGAUUAUAUCUCGUUUUGAGCGGAAAGGGUACAAGCUUGUGGGAAUUAAAGUAGUGAUUCCUUCAAAGGAAUUUGCCAAACAGCACUAUCACGACCUGAAAGAAAGACCCUUCUUCGAUGGGUUGUGUGAUUUCCUAAGCUCUGGUCCUGUUAUUGCAAUGGUGUGGGAAGGACAGGGAGUUAUUUCCUAUGGCAGAAAGCUAAUUGGAGCCACAGAUCCCCAGAAAUCAGAACCUGGAACAAUUAGGGGUGAUCUGGCUGUUGUUGUUGGAAGAAAUAUCAUUCAUGGGAGUGAUGGUCCCGAAACUGCCAAGGAUGAGAUUAAUUUGUGGUUUAAGCCAGAGGAGUUAGUUAGUUUCACUAGCAAUGCAGAGAAGUGGGUUUAUGGUGCCAAUUGAUUCUUUCUCUCAUGCCUUGAGUUUUUCUAUAAGCUCGGUGAGUUUUUUUGGAAUAAGUCAUUUUUCAGCGGCUAUACUGAACUCUGCAAGCCACAAAUAAGCGCGAUUGAGAUUCGUAGCGUUAAUGUAUUUUAAUAGGAAUUGCGUUAUUUUAUUACUAGUGUGACAUUCAUUAUGCCAAUAAUUCUAAAUGGGUCAAUUGGCUUUUUCUU